Molecule: messenger RNA, 2802 nt
Organism: Pelobates cultripes (western spadefoot toad)
Lineage: Eukaryota; Metazoa; Chordata; Amphibia; Anura; Pelobatidae
Source: the annotation of a GenBank genome assembly
AUGGCAGAAGCCCCAACAACGACGGGUGACGAAAAGACCAGGAUUGUUCAGGAGAGGCUCUCACUAUAUGGGCCGAACCCCUCUAUGGAACAGCAGCUGAUGGAAGAGGCAGAUGAGGACAUACAGAAAGCUAGAGCCCACGAGCUCAGCCUGGUGACCGCACACCGCAACGCAGAUGCAGUCUCAACCGUAAGUCCUGCAGAGAACCCCGGGAGGCCAAAGAUACCCUAUGCGGCUUUUAGACCCUUCCUGGAGAACGAGAAUAUUUGGCAGACUUUGAACGACAAUGUGCACUACAUCAGAUUCCCGACAAAGAGUGGCCCACGAUAUUGUCUGGAAAACUAUCCGGGCAAGCACUAGAGUCAUUCCGGACCUUGAGUGCUGAGGAGGUGACUCAGUACACUCUAGUCAAAGACACACUCCUACGACGGUAUGCGGUAACACCGGACACGUAUCAACGACAAUUUCGAAACACUAAAAAGAAACCUAAUGACACUCACAUGGAAUGGGCGCACCGAAUGCGGAGAGCAGCGAACCACUGGAUGAACGGGAGUAAAGCCGUGACCGCUGAGGAAAUAUUACAAUUAUUUCUGCUGGAGCACUUUUAUAAUGGCAUCAAGCAACAGGGAAAGGAAUGGCUGCGAGACAGACGACCUGCUACCUUAGAAGAAGCGGCAAAGUUGGCCGCCGAGCAUUAUGAGUCCCGGUUGCACGAAUCCACAAAUUACCGAACAACGGGCCGAACAUAGGGACAGUUACCGAACGCCGUCCCGCACCGAAUUCAGAGCUCCACGGUACACAGGACCACCCAGUAACAACCCCACUGACCGGCCCCGACCAAAGUGCUUUCAAUGCAAACAACCGGGUCACCUCCUGGCAAGCUGUCCUCUAAACUCCCAUCAGACCUCUAGGAAUUACAACUCCUCUGCCGGGCCAUCUUGCCUUGCCCGGGCCCUCUGCAUUAACCAAGAGAGCCCUAUGGAGGAAUACCUGGGACCACUACAUGAAGCCGACCCUGUAUAUGCCGCUUCGGAUAAUCGCCAGCAUCAUUGGCAAAAAGUAUGGCUAGAGGGUCACUCUACCGAGGGACUAAGGGACACCGGCGCUACGAUUACACUAGUCCAGAGCCAUUUGGUUCUGUAACACAAGAGAUCGGGACAGACUGUGGCAGUUAGAAUGGCGGGGGGAUGUAUACAAAAUUCCUACCACCAAAGUACAUCUUGAUUGGGGAGCGGGAAAAGGGACCGUGAAUGUAGGCAUAAUGGACAAUUUGCCUGCUGAAGUGCUACUGGGUAACGAUUUGGGUCCUAUGACUUCUGCCUAUGCUCCAGUCUAUAACAAUGAGGUGAAUCCUGUGACUACUCGGGCACAAGCACAGAUGCAGCGGGAACCCUAACCAGUGCGGGAGACACAGGUAAGACUCACCCUGACCUUAGGUCCCAUACAAUGGGACACUCCCACCACAUUUGAGACUGAGUCUAAGACCGACCCGACUUUACAAAAAUACAGAGAACGGGCCGGGAUGGGAGGGGGUGGACUAGAUAACGAAACAUUUUUAUGGGAGAAGGGAAAGCUGUUUCGGCUGACUGAGAAACAGGGACAACACAGACGACAGCUGGUAGUACCCCACAAAUACCGACAAGAAAUAUUAAAUAUAGGACAUGAUAUACCCUUAGCCGGCCACCUGGCUGUGACCCGUACCCUACACCGCAUUACUCACACCUUUUUCUGGCCAGGGUUACACGCUGAUGUUAGGACCUAUUGCAACACAUGCGAUGUGUGUCAGCGAGUAGGGAGGAGAGGCGACCAUCCUAAGGCACACCUGGUGAAUAUGCCCAUUGUAGAGGAGCCAUUUAGCAGGGUGGCCAUAGACUUAGUGGGGCCACUGGCUACCCCUAGUCCCUCCGGUAAGCGCUACAUUCUUACCGUAGUGGACUACGCUACCAGGUACCCAGAAGCCGUGGCCCUAUCUAACAUUCAAGCAGAUACGGUAGCCAAUGCACUAGUACAGGUGUUCUCGCGAGUAGGAUUCCCCAAAGAAAUCCUGUCAGAUCGAGGUACACAAUUUACAGCUGAGUUAACGCAGCAACUCUGGCAGGUUUGUAACAUUAAGUCGCUUCUAAGCUCCCCCUACCACCCUCAGACGAACGGACUUUGCGAAAGGUUCAACGGGACCCUUAAACAAAUGCUCAAAAUGUUCACCCAAGAAUAUAGAGACUGGGAACGCUUCCUACCCCACCUCCUGUUCGCUUAUCGGGAGGUGCCCCAGGAAACAACAGGAUUCUCUCCCUUCGAGCUGCUCUAUGGUGCAAGGUACGGGGACCCCUAAACCUGAUCCGAGAGCACUGGGAGGGAGAUACUGAGACAGACGGUGUCCCAAUCAUACCAUAUGUAUUGGAACUCCAGGACCGAAUGGAGCAAUUAGCCAAAUCUGUGCAAGCUAACCUCCAGUCGGCCCAGUAGAGACAAAAAGUAUGGUACGAUCAGGGAGCACGGUAAAGGACUUUUGUCUUGGGACAAAAAGUACUGGUGCUCAAACCGGUUAAGACCGAUAAACUCCAAGCCUCCUGGCAGGGGCCGUACCAGGUGGUAGAGAAAAAAGGAGACACCAACUAUGUUAUCGCUAGUUGCCAAGAUAACAACCUUAGGAAAACGUUUCACGUGAACAUGCUCAACGAAUACUUUGAGCGACCGGAAAAUGUGACAGCCGUCUGCUGCCCACCCCAUGAAGAUCCAGACAGCCUACCAAUCCCCGACCUACUAGAAUGAGGGCCCCACUCAGAUAUAAUAACCCAGGUCAAG